Molecule: messenger RNA, 1133 nt
Organism: Cokeromyces recurvatus
Lineage: Eukaryota; Fungi; Mucoromycota; Mucoromycetes; Mucorales; Mucoraceae
Product: vacuolar import and degradation protein-domain-containing protein
Exons: 4
Coding region: 40-936 (298 amino acids)
Biological process (GO): proteasome-mediated ubiquitin-dependent protein catabolic process; protein targeting to vacuole; protein catabolic process in the vacuole
Cellular component (GO): GID complex; extrinsic component of membrane
Source: RefSeq, a predicted model, not a curated record
AUUCUUUUUUUUUAAAAAAAAAAAAAAAACUAAUUGAAUAUGCCAAUACCUUCAAUAGCUUCUUCAUCUAUUAUUCAUACAAAUAAUAAUGGACUCAAUGAAGAUGGAAAAUGGAAUAACAAAUCACCUUUUUUAUUAACCUCAAAGGCAUUACUAGAAAGCAACAAAAGUAAUAAUAGAAAUGUCAUGGAGACGGGUGUUAGUACUAUUAGUCUACAAGAUGAAGAUAAUGGUAAUGAUGGUCAUGACAACGACAUGGAUGAGAAUAACUUACAAUUACUGGUAAAAACAAACCAAAAAAGAAAAAUAGUACUACUCCAUGCUAGACGUGAAGGUGAUGAUAAAACAGUAAAUAUAUCUGAAGAGAGAAUUCGUUCAAUAAGUAUAGGUGGUCUAUAUGCUGGCUCCAUGUUUUAUGGUACACAGAAAUGUGGUAGUGCAAGUUAUGAAGUGAAUGUUGAAUUACUGAAUGUAGAUAUGAAAGAAAGUACAUUAUGUGGUUAUUUGAAUAUUAAAGGGCUAACAAGUGAAUUUCCAGAACUUACAACAUUUUUUCAAGCAGAGGUGAUUGGUCCAAAAUAUUCUUUCCUGACUAGGAAAUGGCAAGCAGAUCAACAAAGUGAUCUUUUACAUUGGAAAAAAUUCUCUUCUUUUAAACCUUAUAUUGAUACGUUCAGUCAAGAUGAUUUUGUAUUUGAUAGCAAAGAAGAUGAUGAUUUUAUUUAUAUGCGUUGGAAGGAAAUAUUCCUAGUUCCAAAUCAUCAUGUUAGUUCUAUUCAUGGAGCAAGUUUCGAUGGCUUUUAUUAUAUAUGUUAUCAAAGAUCAACAAACAUCAUUAAGGGUUACUACUUUUAUCGUCAUCAUAAGGAUUGGUUUCAAGAAUUAAAUUUAAAUCACGUUUCUGACCAUGGAUUUGCGAAUUUCGAAUUUCGUUAAAAAGAAAAAAAAAAUACCAUUACAUUACUAUACUAGUAUCUCCAUCUUUUAUAUACAUAUAUGUAUAUCUAUAUCUAUAUGUUGAUAAUUGAUUUCUUUCUCUUUGUAAAUAACUUUAUGAAACACUGAUAUUUUACUACUUUUUUAUUAUUAUUAUUUAUUCCAAUUACAUAUAAUAAAUAGUUUUAUUAUUAUUA